AUGUUACUUCAAUGGGUAUUUGACUUGUUUGGCAAAAAGCACAAUGGGAUAUUAGACUUUGACGAGCUUCCGCGCACUCUUUCAGUCUUUCAUCCCAAUGCUCCUAUUGAAGAUAAAAUUGAUUAUGGCUAUAAUUGGAGAAAGAAGAAAGGUGGAAAGGCAGUGAAGGAGGCUCAUAAAAGCACAUCAGGUGAAGCCCUCACCAACAGCUCCACGCCGUUGUGUCUUCUCAUCUCAAUAUCUCCAUUCACAGUAUUCCAAAGUUUGCAGAGGCUAGGGAUGCUGUCAAAGCUAUUGUUCUUACUGGUGGAAGGGAUAGUGAAGCAAUUAGCGCUGGCACGAGAUCAUGAUAAAAUUACUGCGGUGAUCAAUUUGUUGACCACCGAGUUUACCUACUCGGCCGAGGCAAAUCAUCGCAAAAGAGGGUUGAUAGGACUGGCUGCAGCAACAGUAGGUUUGACUUCGGAAGCAACACAGCAUCUUGAGGAUAUCACGUCAGAGGUUGAGGAACUGGUGGCAGUUUCAGCUUACCAUGGAUCCUUUCAGCCAUAUUACUUCUCAGAUUUGGUGCCAAGUUAG
Messenger RNA from Fraxinus pennsylvanica, 579 nucleotides. The record is from the annotation of a GenBank genome assembly. NCBI's taxonomy places the organism in Eukaryota, Viridiplantae, Streptophyta, Magnoliopsida, Lamiales, Oleaceae.